This is a messenger RNA of Paramacrobiotus metropolitanus, 1691 nucleotides long. RefSeq lists its product as uncharacterized. Lineage: Eukaryota; Metazoa; Tardigrada; Eutardigrada; Parachela; Macrobiotidae. Bases 621 to 1241 code for a protein of 206 amino acids. The record is from RefSeq and is a predicted model, not a curated record. The transcript has a single exon.
UGUCUAUCCACACGGGCCACGGCCGAUAUUGACAUACACACACACGCAAAUAUGCGACGGCCGACGCACACACAUAUAUACACACAUAGCGUUGCGGAUUUAUCGGCGUUUUACUGCAUCGUGUACUGCAGUAUUCCGUAGUUGGACCCACAAAUUUUUAUUAUUGGUAAACUUCUUCUUCAUCGUCCCCGGUUCGGGUGUUUAGCACUCGCGGUGUGUGUCUCUCGCGGUUUGUUCAGCGAGAGCUACCGUGGUAUGUGCUAAAUAACAGGAAGAACGGCAACAGGGACCGCUGUGAUCCAGAGCUGUUUAUCAGAUAAUUAUUAUACAAAGCGCCCACUCAUUGCUUUCAACCAUGUUCUAGUCAGCCCACAACCAGGGGCCACAGAUCUUGUUAUUCCCGGGGAACGGUGUGUGUAUUAUUAUGUCUAGUGGUUCCCACCUCCGCACAUGGAUGACCGGACCUUCGCCAAGCCCCUCCCCCAUCCGUCCAGCCCCCGUCCGCGUGGGCCCCUAUCAACAAGCAGCAGCAGUCGCUAUCCGGACUUCCCCGCCAGCCCCCGCACUUCAUUAACCCCCUCCCGUCCUUCUCCCCUCGUCCCCCCGACCCGGAGGUCGCCAUGCCCCCCUAUCAGCCCGUGACGAUCAUGGGCCCCAUCGGCUAUUACCAUUCGCGUUUCUAUGGCCUCCCGACCUUCCCUCCGGACCGCUACAUCAACAGCAUGGAGCCGGCGCCCCCGAUUCUUCCCCUGUGGAAUCUCUACCCGGUCCCGGCCAGCCCCGAGUCGCCCGCGCCGCGCAACCAUACCAGCGUCAUCUGCCACACGGACAAGACCAAACUCUCGCCCAGUAUUAUCCAGAAAGCCCCGUCCUUUCCGACGUCCCCGGGACCCUCCCGGGGACCGGAAGUCAACGGCCCCGGACACCGGCGUCGGCGUGCCCUGAAGCGGAAACACAGCGACGCCGGGUCCUCGUGGUCCAAUUCCCAUACGGAUGAAUCCGGUGGCCGCUCGACGUCGCACGCCGUGUACGCCAAAUUCAACCGGGAACGCCGGAAGAAAUACAUCGGCGAUAUGGAGUUGUAUCGAAUAAGUAUGCGCAAAGCCAUCGCCGAGUCGCGGGUGCGCAUGGACCGGAUGCAGGGCGAGAAGCGGGUGCUGGACGCGGAGAUUGGACAGCUGCGGGAGAAACUCGCCGGCAAUGACCAGCUCAUGGCCGUCUUGAAAAAUCUCACUCGGUAAAAAAAAUGCGGACUGGUUUUUUUAUAUAUGUACAUAAUUAAAUUUUAUUUUUUUGGCAUUGAUGUAUAUAUUUCCAUGACCGGAGCAGUAUCAUAGAAAAUUAAUUAUGAAGAUGUUCCAACAACUGGAGUGGCAUUUUUACUGGCAUCACCGGAUCGAUUCGGUAUUGAUUUUGCAAGGCAUGCCGUGCACGCAUCGUAAUUACGGUAUCGAGCUUUUUGCCUGUAUAGCUCCGAUUAAUUCCAUCAGCAGACGGAGGCGUGCAUGCUUCAACGAUUUUUGCCGGGAUAAUUUCGUUGUUUUGAUGUUUGGAUAUUUGUUUUUAUUUUUUUUCUGUUCAGUGUAUAUAUUUUUUUAUAAAAGAGCACAAGUGAAAACACGCACAGAUUUUCUAUAAAAUUGACCAGUUACCAACGCUGCAAUGAUUGGAAAUUAAAGGAAAUCUGAAGU